AUGGCUUCCAUCAGCUCUUCGCUUACGUACAAGCUCAUCUUGGUUCAGGAACCCACAACGGGUUCUGCAUUCGAAGACAAUCUCCUUGGACGCAUCGGACUCGCGCCGCCUCUCAUUCUCGAACUGCAAGUAACCAAGGACGGCAAGGCGGAAGAUGCUUCUGCAGAGUUGCCCUUCUUGAUCUGUCAGUGUUCGCUACUCGACGAACACGGUGCCGUCGCCGACAUGCUGGAUCGCCAAGCUACCACUGCGUGGUCGGGCUCGACUUUGAUGCCGCCGACGCCCAAGCGCGCUCGCCGUGGCCGACGAUCCAGUUCGAAUCUACGCGGCACGUCGCCGUCGGGCAUCUCGACGAGGUCGAUGAGUUCGACCAAUGCCUCUGCAAGCACCUCCAUCACCACGUCGACGUCCGCAUCGCAGGCCGGUCCCAGCUCAUCGAUGCCUUCUUCUGGCCCCGACACGCCUCAACUCGCUCGGAUGCUGUAUGGAACCAUUGUUGCAGCGCCACAGCAGCUGCAUUCGCUCGAAAACGAUCAGAAGCCUUACUUUUUCUUCCCCGAGAUCAGCGUCCGCACUCCGGGCAAGUUCAAGAUCCAAUGCCAACUCAUGCGUCUAGCUCUUCCCGGUACCAACCCUGCGCAAACAGGCGUCCUCGCUUCGGUCGAGACACAGACCUUCCAGGUAGUCAAACGAAGCGACUACAUGGCGCCGUACAUCACCGACGUCUCGCGUCACUUUGCGCGGCAGGGCGUCCCGCUGCUUCUGCCUCCUGGCGUAUCAGCCGACUAG
Sporisorium graminicola is the source of this 789-nucleotide messenger RNA. RefSeq lists its product as uncharacterized. The transcript is spliced from 2 exons. NCBI's taxonomy places the organism in Eukaryota, Fungi, Basidiomycota, Ustilaginomycetes, Ustilaginales, Ustilaginaceae. The record is from RefSeq and is a predicted model, not a curated record. The coding region runs from base 1 to 789 and encodes 262 amino acids.